This is a messenger RNA of Caenorhabditis elegans, 4063 nucleotides long. RefSeq names its product Tyrosine-protein phosphatase domain-containing protein (gene F35C11.2). The record is from RefSeq and is marked reviewed. The transcript is spliced from 5 exons. NCBI's taxonomy places the organism in Eukaryota, Metazoa, Nematoda, Chromadorea, Rhabditida, Rhabditidae. The coding region runs from base 2499 to 3692 and encodes 397 amino acids. Gene Ontology annotation, molecular function: protein tyrosine phosphatase activity; hydrolase activity; protein tyrosine/serine/threonine phosphatase activity.
GUAUCAAGUUUUCCUGUACUGCUUUUUGUUUGAGUCUAGUUUUUUUGUUUUCAAAAUUAAAAAACAUUAGUUCAGUAAAUAGUCAAAUGAACAACAUUUUCCUACUCGAAACAUGUUUACGAGUAUAAUUAGACACCACAUGAUUUUUUUUGAAACUACAUUUAGUUGUAAAAUGAUGAAAGUUUUUAUGAAAUUGAGAGUUUCGUAGCAGUUGUUGGUACUACGUACAAAAUUAUAAAAAUACAGGGUAGCAUAAUAUGAUUCGAAUCUUGGAUGCUUUCAAUUUUAAAAAAUUGGUCUUAUGUUGUCGUAUUGCCAGGAGAAUCGGAAGCAUAAAGAUUCCAAUUUGCUUCAGCAGUGUUCGUAGUUGAAGCGUGAUUUCAGAAUAUACUAUGACCUCUAUAAAGACCAUUUUGUUGCUCAAGUUACCCAUGUUUGUAAUAUUCUUUGAGCCGUAGUAGUUGCAAUGAAAAAUAAAAGAUUCAAACAAAAUUGCUUUCAAUCAUUCAUUCAUUCACUACAGCCAAACAUCAUUCACAAAAAUAAUUUCAUCCCCAGAAUCUAGUAUCAUCUAGAUAUUGUCAAGAGUGUCUUCUGGAGCAUAUUCUUCUCCAUUCUUUGACGAAGAAGUUGUAUCUGCACGAUCUUCAGUAAUCACACUCUCAUCAACCUCAUUGACUGUAUCUGCUCCACCGCCACGCUCUGCAUCCUCACGAUCCGACUUGUUUCCAUUGUUGUUCUCAUCCAAUGCACCUUUCAAGUUCCAUUCGAAUGGAUCAGUCCUGAAAGUGAAAAUAUAAUACAAGUGACUGCUCAACUAUCAUACAUCUUGACUCCUUUUGGAAGAUCAGCCUUCAACUUCUCCAUGAAACUGCCAUAUGGAGGUGUCUCUUUGUAAGUUAACUUCCGAAGGGUAGUCGCAAUUUCCAAGAAUGAUUUUGGACAACCCUGCAAGCAGAGUUUUGCUAAUUUUAAUACUAACAGUAAUACCUUGCACAGCUGAACAUCGGUAGUCUUCUCUUUCAAAGCAGAAGUUUCUUUUUUCGGUUUUCCUUUCCAAGGAAGAGUGGAGGUAGCAGUCUCGAUCAUGGCAUACAGUGCUCCAUACAAAUCAUCAUGUCUCCCCUGUAAAAACGUAUGUUUAGAGGUAGACACACGUGGCACUAACUUGCUCCUUAUGCAAAUGCACAUUCAAACUACAAUAGCGAACAGUUCCACGAAACAUUGACUUGUUACGUGGCUCUCUCAAUUUCAGCUUGCCACUUGCAUCCGGAAGCAUGAUCUGACGUGAUAAGCCAAAAUCGAAAAUGUAGACAACUUGUUCGUUCUUGACUCCCAACGCCAUGUUGCUAGGUUUAACGUCACGAUGAACAAACCCAGCUUCAUGCAUAUCCUAAAGUUUAGAUAUUCUUAAUUUCCUUUCAAAACUAUAUGUACCUGGAGAGCUUUGACAAGUUGAAUGAAAACACGAACAGUUGAUGGUGCAGACAUUUUACGCUGUGGCAGUCUUCGACGAACAUCUCCAAUUUCUUUUCCAAGAACACUCAUCACCAUGUAAGUAUAUGUUUCGGUUUUCCCGGACCCCAAAAGACGACAAACGUGGCGAGAGCUGAAAAAGGAAAAUUAAAGAUAAAAAUUACAAUUUGGACUUAUGUACUUUUGCAACUUCUUCAACACAUACACUUCCAUUUUAAGAAUUUCAUCCUCCUUAUUCUUCAUCAAUGGUUCUACUUUCAUUGCAGCACUUCCCUUCUAUAAUAGUUCUUAUAGUAAUUGAAUACUUUCUUUCAAACUAACUCCUUGAAUCAGAUCCACGAGGAAAACCUGACCACAAGCACCUUCUCCCAACUUUUUCUUCACAGUGAACUGAUCCUUGAUUUUGUCGCCCAUAUUGACUUUCACUGGCGCAAUUGGAGUUCCCAUACUGGAAUAGGAUGAUAAUUGUCAGUUUUAGAAGUCUAAAAAAUUCUUACCUUGAAGUAUGACUUACGAAAGCUUUUUGCUCGAAAGAUAUCCAACAAAAAUUUGGAGAAGUAAAACUGAACUUUAUCAAUAGAACAAUCUAACGAUGAUUUUUGUUUUUUUUAGUAUUGUACGGCAAUGCCACGAUAAUUUAUUUUGUAAUUUUUCAAAUUAAAUAUUUUUCACGCAAACAAACAAUUUCUCAAAGUCUACAAAGACUACAGCCAAGAGAAAUCAAUAGACAGCUUAUUUUAUUGUCAGUUUACCAAUUGUGAAAAGCACCCCCGCCACGCCCAGAACGACCGGAAUAAAAAACAUUAAAAAUCGGAAAAAACCUGAAUUUUCUAGAAGAAAAAUAAUUGUAAGGUUAAACAAAAAUUAUUAAUCAAAAUUCUAAUUUUCCGCUACGUGAAAACCUUUGAGUGAUCCUGUUAAAAAACAACUCAACAAAAAAACUUCCAACAGUUUCACAAUUUUGAAUCAUUGUUUAAUUUCUUCCGGAUUACUCUUUACACUUCAAUAAACAAUUUACAAUGAUGACUCCUACGGAUUUCAUGAGAUCAUUCAUAAGCCAAUCUUGGCUGGAGGAUGAAAUCGAAGGAUCAAUCCGACAAUUGGCUGGCACCGAGUCCCAAACAACUCAAACAGGAGGAGAAACUGCUGAAGGAAAGGAAGAGGAGGUGAACAAGAAUGUCACUCCAGAAGAAGCAUUCAAGGCUGUUACUGUUGAAGGGCCCGAGCUUUUGAACCAAAUGCACACCUCCGCAAUGACCUAUCCAAAUACAUACGACAAAUUCCUCAACAACAUGGACAUGAAUCGUAUUCCACACCUCUACUGCUUCGACCACUCGCGUGUUGAGUUGGCUCCACAGGAUGGGAAGGAUGACUUCUAUAAUGCUUCAUGGGUUGAUGGAUACAGCAAGAAAUCCGCCUACAUCUUCGCUCAAGCUCCAUUCAACGACCACACCGAGUAUGUUUUCUGGAGAAUGGUGUCUGAAAGGAAACCGUCGAUGAUCCUUGUCUUCGGUGACAUUGAUGAGAAGCAAAAACGCAAGGCUCCAUAUGACAUCUCGGAUCGUGGAUUUGAAAAGUCAUUCCUUCAUGAAUUCGGAGCCAAGAGUCUGGAAGAAUGUGAGCUCAAAGCCAAGAUCUGUCGUAAAUUUUGGCCGGAAAAAGGAUCGAAGAAAGAUUUUCCCGCAUUGUCGAUUCAAGCAUCAGAUGAUCAUUCGGAGACUCAUAUGAAGACGUUCAAUCUGACAGUCACUGAGAAGAAACAAGAUCAUCAAACUGUUCUCAUGCAUUUCUAUGAGUGGGCGGAUGCAUCCAAGUUGCCGGAGUACAUGUUGGAUAUGAGAGCUUCGAUCAAACUGCAAUACAUUCGUAGUUCUAAGAAGACUGGUGUCUGCAUUGGUCCGAUUAUGCUCGUUUGUGCCACUGGAGUUGAAAAAUGCGCAAUUUAUGCAACAAUUGACAUCAUUGUGAGCCGCAUCACCGAGGAGCACAGAGUCGGAUUCAAGGAAACAAUGUCGGCAAUCAAGAUGCAGAGAUUCGGAUGUUUCCGUACUGUUGGGCCAUACUCGACUGCUUGUGAAAUGCUCAUGAAGUUUGCUGUCACAACUGGUGUUGUACACGAUGCAGCGAUUGGAGAGAAGCCGAAGCCACAAAAGUCAAUUGUUGGAAAGGGACCGAAGAGUGGAUUUAUCACUAAGAAGAAGCCAUCCGGAAAAUAGAACUCGCUAGAUUUAUAAAUAAAGUUUUGUCAGGAACUUUUUUACUAACAAAAAAUCUUACGUUUGGCUUAUCUUAUGUUUGAUUGUAAAAUUAGCAAUAGGCAGGUAAUUCUUCAUGUAUAAGUGCCUACCUCGUGCAUAAAUUAUACCGGCCUGAAUUCUGAAUCAUGUUUGUAAGGGCCUGCGUCUCAACCAUCUAACAUAUUCUUGCCUUACUACUCACCGUUCCUACUUGCCUAUGUGACUGCAUCAUGCCUACCUCGUGUCUACUUUUCUUCUGUGUGUUCUAUUUGAAACUCUGGAAGAAACAAUUUCCGAAUUUGGUCCUGUAAGCGCCGAGUUUCAAACGUUCAAAAAUGUUUUAAUAAAAU